Molecule: messenger RNA, 276 nt
Organism: Mesorhabditis belari
Lineage: Eukaryota; Metazoa; Nematoda; Chromadorea; Rhabditida; Rhabditidae
Source: the annotation of a GenBank genome assembly
AUGCUUCUUGGGAUAGACCGGAUAUCGAUGAUAGGCUCAGAACCGAGAUCAGCUUUACUCUCGUUGGAAUGGCUGAUUGGUCUCUUGGCUGCCGCUGAAAAUGUGAACAAAUUCGUCUACGCCAUCGUGCACAGUCUCUCAACGAUGUGCAAAUUGAUACUCGUGAUAAGAUGCUCACCUCCAUUGAGGAACUCGUUGUACGCAUUGGUCGGCUAUCUGGAUGAAUAUGAUCCGUUGAGCAUGUCUCAAUACUGUCAACUGUUCAUCUCAAUCAGG